Molecule: messenger RNA, 2212 nt
Organism: Rhopalosiphum maidis (corn leaf aphid)
Lineage: Eukaryota; Metazoa; Arthropoda; Insecta; Hemiptera; Aphididae
Product: major facilitator superfamily domain-containing protein 6-A-like
Exons: 11
Coding region: 110-1942 (610 amino acids)
Cellular component (GO): membrane
Source: RefSeq, a predicted model, not a curated record
AAAAUUAACAGAAUAAAGAAACUAUAUUAUUUAGCUAAUCAUGUAUUAUUAGACUAAAGAAACUUAAUUUAGUAGUUAUUGAUUCAGUGAAAAGAAUAAUUAUUACAAGAUGCCGUUAAUUCAAGUAGAUGUAAAAAUGUUACCAAUGAAAGUGCAUUACUUUCUGUUUAUGGGCGGUGUUGCACCAUUGACAAAUUUUUUACCAACAAUUGCAAAACAGUUGGGAUAUUCUACAAUUGUAGUUGGAACUAUUUAUAGUAUUUUACCAAUUUUAAGUUUAUUAAUAAAGCCUAUAAUUGGUGCAAUUGUGGAUCAAUUCCGGGUUAAAAAAUUAAUCUUCUUAACAUUCAUAUUGUUAUCUGGCCUAACAGCAUUUUCAUUUAUGUUUGUUCCUGAAAUACCUUUGGGCCCUACAGUAGAACUCAAUUGCCACGAUGUCACAUAUUUGAAUGUUUGUCCUGAGGAUAAUGUACCUUUGUCUCAGUGUUCUAUACAACGAGUUAAAGAAAAUAUUGGUGAUAAAUUUGGAUGUGAGUUAAAAUGUGAUAACAAUGCACAUUUUCAAAAUGAAAUGUGUUUAAGUUGGGGAUUUAAUGAUUAUUGCCCACUUUCAAAUUCAUCUAGUGUGAUCAAAGAGUAUUAUGUACCAAACAAUUCACAAAUAAUAAGAACAAAAUCAAAUAAGAAUUUUUAUAAUAAUGACUAUGUUUACUUAUUUGUGUUGAUAGAAAUGAUACAUUCUGUUAAUGAUAAUAAUUGUUUUUACUUUCGAAUAAAAUCUGCAAAUUUUUAUUUUAAUGAUUCUGAAGCAGUAAACCACACACCAGUUUGUAAUACUAGUUUAAGAUCUCAAUGCCAAGUACAAUGUUCCAGUGAAAUCAUUAUGGAUUUAAUAACUCCCCAAAAGUUUAAAGGCAGUGUUUUGGAAUUAAAUCAAUUCUGGAUAUUUUUCCUAUUAAUUAGUCUGUUUUGGGUAGGUCAAGCAGUUAUUUAUAGUCUUGGUGAUUCUAUUUGCUUUGAUCAACUAGGUAACAAGCCUAAUCUUUAUGGCAAACAAAGAUGCUGGGGUGCUAUUGGAUGGGGAAUUUUUUCAAUAUUUUCCGGAUGGAUUUUAGAUCUUUUUAGUUCCAGUGAUAUAAAUAAAAACUAUUUACCAAUAUACUUUUUAUGUUUACUUGUACUACUUUGCAACUUUUUUGUUGCAUCAAAACUUAAGGUGACAGAAACAAAAAUAUCAACUAAUAUAUUUAAAGAUUUUGGAAAACUGUUAAUAGAAGUCAAGGUACUAGGAUUUCUUACUUGGACAAUAGUAGUAGGUAUUUGCACUGGGAUGAUUUGGCAAUAUCUUUUUUGGUAUAUUGAAGAUGUAGCUUCCGCAAAUGAGUGUAAUGCCCAACAUUGGAUUAAAACAUUACAAGGUUUUAUUUCAGGAGUUCAAUGUUUUGGUGGUGAAGUGCCAUUCUUUUUCUGGUCAGGCUGGAUUAUGAAACGUUUGGGACACUUGAAUUGCAUGUCUCUUGUUUUGGGAGUUUUUGCAAUUAGAUUUUUUGCUUAUUCAAUUCUUACAAAUCCAAUUUGGGUACUUGUUAUUGAGUUAACUAAUGGAAUUACUUUUGGAUUAGCAUAUGCUGUACUUAUGUCAUAUGCAAGUAUACUUGCACUACCUGGUAGCGAAAGUACUAUGAUAGGACUUGUUGGUGGAGUUUUUGAAGGCAUAGGUGUAUCUUUGGGUAGUUUAAUAGGUGGUUGCUUAUACGACAAAUAUGGCGGAGCUCAAACAUUCAGAUUAUUUGCAUGUGGUUCUGCAUUGAUGUGUGCAAUUCAUUUGUUAUGUCAAAAAGUUUUGAAAUCAAAUAAAAAAUUAAGUUUUCCAAGUUUUAUAAGCGGAUCAACUGAAUAUGCCAGUCCAAAUGAAGCUAUACAUAUGUUGAUUGAUAAUUAAAUUUAUUUUAAUAAUGUUCCUACUUUAUUGUUCUAUCUUAUUUUUAUUUCAAAAAACUGAAGAAAGAAAUAUUUAAAUUACAUUCACUUAUUCCUAGUUAAUUUUAUAUCUUACUUUUAAAUAAUUAUUAAUGGAAUGAUGGAAUAGGUGAACAAUGAAAAUAAUUAAAUGUUUACUAUAUAUAACAUAAUUGGUCAAUGAUAUGAAUUGAGCAUAGUAUUUAUUAGGAAUUAUUUAAAAUAUUUUUCCAAAAAAAAUGCAAUUUUAAAU